Molecule: messenger RNA, 5687 nt
Organism: Pelobates fuscus (common spadefoot toad)
Lineage: Eukaryota; Metazoa; Chordata; Amphibia; Anura; Pelobatidae
Gene: STUM
Product: stum, mechanosensory transduction mediator homolog
Exons: 3
Coding region: 174-551 (125 amino acids)
Source: RefSeq, a predicted model, not a curated record
GAGAGUAAAGAGUGAAUAAAGAAGGAGGGAUAGUGAUAGAGUAAAGAAGGAGGUAUAGAGUGAGAGAGAUAGUGAAUGAUAGAGAGAGUGAGAGAGAGUUAAGAAGGAGAGCACAGCAUUCCCUGCUCCCUCUCCAGGUUCCUCUCCUGCCAGCCCCAGCCUGAGCUCAGACCAUGGAUAUCAAGGAGGGGGACGUGGUGGGCAGGGGGACCUCUGCCAGUGGGGUCGUGGUGCAGGUCAGAGAGAAGAAGGGGCCCCUGAGAGCGGCCAUCCCCUACAUGCCAUUCCCUGUGGCUGUGAUCUGCCUGUUCCUCAAUACCUUCGUGCCAGGGCUGGGGACAUUCGUGUCGGCUUUCACCGUACUCUGCGGAGCCAGAACGGACCUCCCUGACCGGCACAUGUGCUGCGUUUUCUGGCUGAACAUUGCCGCAGCUCUCAUCCAGAUCCUCACGGCAAUCGUAAUGGUGGGGUGGAUAAUGAGCAUAUUUUGGGGAAUGGACAUGGUCAUUCUGGCAAGAUACAAGGAUCAAGGAAUUCCACAGCAGUUGUAAUGCUUCGAAGGGCUUCUUGGACUCUUAACCACUGUAUCCACAGCUUCAAAUUCCUAUGGGAAGUUGAUUUAUAUAAAGAAUAAAGCACAGACACCUAUAGAUCGCACACAUCCAGUGAUGCAUAGACCAUUGGACUUGAGAUGAUUUUUUUCUGGGGCUCCCAUUCCUAAAAUAAGGUAGAAUAUCAAACCUGCCUUCUGCAAUUUAUUCAACAUCUCACAAUAUUGAAAUAUAGAUUUUUUUGUCAGUUAUUUCCUUUUCAGUCACUUUGAUGGAGGGAUUAAAGAUUGACCUUUUCACCUGAUUUCAUUCUAGUUUUGUCAUAUACUGGAUAAUUACACAAGUCCUUGUCUAUUUUAGUAACUGCCGACAGCAAAACAAUCACAAUCUUUGACAUCUUCCUAAAUAUGAAAAAUUAUCACGGAGUACUUCUUGUUCAAAAUAUGAUGCCCCAACCAAUAAUUAUAUUCAUGUUACUUCUUCUGUGAGACGUGGAAGCACUCUCUGUAUCAAUCAUUCUCCUGCAUGGAAUAUAGGUCAUAGCUUGAUUCCACUAUCCUACCUGCCACUGUGGACCAUUCGCUGUCCAAGACUUUGACAAUCCGGUCGUCUGAAUUGCUAAUCAAUCUCAAGAUAUUCGCAAAUAAGUGUUUUGGUCUGAGGACCUCUUCAUAAUCUCUUUGGAACCCAAAUGGAUACCUCCACAUUCUGUGCUGGUUGCAAUAUACAACAAUAAAAAUAUAAAUAAACAUUGAAACAAAUUCUAGAGAUCAACGUAAGAAAUGAAUUCAUCCUUUCCAAUACUUUUGCAUACAUUUUUUCUAAAACAUCAUUCUGUCACACCUAGAACUGAUAGAGUGGUUGGGAUUGAUGGUCAACAAACUAUAUUCGGUUCCACUAAUAAUUUUAUGAUGAGUCCCUCGCCAGAUAAAUGGAGAUGGUUAAAAAUGUUCCAUCCUGUUCUACCUAUAAUCUGCCUAUCUAAGUUCUCUGAGGAUCAGGAAUUCGAGAACACCCACAAAUAGUUGCCAGGAGCAGCAAAUCUGAAUAGUUAAAAUAUAUAAAGUCAGUUGCAGUGAGUUGCUCCUGAGUAAGCUUCUGAGACGAGACUCGGAAGUAGGGGACAUAGAGCAAGACAAAGCAGUAGGCACGUGUCUAAGAACUUGCAUCGACCCUAAAGCUUACAAGGUUCUGGUGGUGAACCAAAUCAGGAACUCUAUUAACUUUGGACCAACACCCCACCUGGGGUUACACGGGAAUGUUUUCACAACAUUGAACAUUAAAAAAUAGAAGCAAUGAGUUUUACUAAAUGUAUCCUGAUAUCUUAAAAUGACUCUGUUACCUAAAGAGUAUUAUGUAAUGAUAUAAAAUAUAUGGGUCCAGAGUGACCAACUGUGGCCACUCUGCUCUUGUUGAACUACACUUCCCAGAGUGCUCUGCCAGCUCAGAUCUAUAUAUUUUCAGCAUUAGGGCACUGACUGUCAAAUCUACAAAUGUCCAGCAACAUAGUAUACAUGUGCUGGAAUACAGUUUCUUAUGGAAUGUUUCCUUACCCCUAGUUCCGAUCACAAACAACCAACGUUCUUCUGCAGACUUACCUAUUGAUGAUACUGUCACAUGGCUUCACAGUCAAACAGUCUGCUGUGAAAUAUGAUAAAUAAUCCAUUCCUGAAAACAGCGAGUUCAAAUCCCUUUAUAGCAUGACUGUGCUCGGAAGCCAUCUGUCAUCCAGGGGUUAAAUGAAAUAAGAUGUCAAACUUGAAUUCCAUUUAUAGUGGACCUAGUAACUGACACCCUAUUGCUUUAUUUUAAUGUUCAAUCUGGAGUAGCUUCCAAAUUUUGCAUUCUAAAAAUCUUGGUAACAUUGUGUAGGUGGAACCGGCAGUCACAAUGCGCAGCUGUGAUCAUACGUGGAUCUGAUGGUCAACUAAACAAAUGGGUCUUUUCACUAAACAACAAAUACAUGUUGUACACCAUUCACAGUGUACUAAAAUGGUUGGCUAUUUUAGCUUAAAUGGGCACUCUAGGACCCUAAACACUUCAGUGUCCUUUUUUUUUUCUUUCAUUUUACAAAGAAUUUCAAUAGAAUCUGCACUUUUAUAAGUUAAACACACCCUGACAUUCAGUCAUGUUACUUCCUGGUUUGUUUAGCUCAGUGGAACUCCUGCCUUGCAAAGACUCACUGGGCUGUAUUGGGAAGUCUGUGAUUGGACAGCCACAGAAAGUUUGGGCGGGGUUAGAAGGGGAGGGCUUGGAAGACAAGAGAUUUGCAGCUUUUACAAGCAGUUUUUAGAUGUACCCUUUGGAACAAAAAUACAUAUUUAAAUGCAUGCAUGUUUCCAUUGGCAUAUUUACUAAACAGUGAUUGUAUGAGUUUUAACUUGGGCAGUAGAGUGUCCCUUUAAAUUUUUUAAAUUUAGUUUACAACUUACCACAAUUUGGUGUUUGGUAAAUAUACCUCAUAGUUUCAGAAAGCCACUUUAAAGUAACAUUCAGGUGGGGUACAGAAAUAAAUAGACGAUACACAUUAUCUUUACAUUUGUAGCAAAAAGACAAUACUAACUAUGUUGUACCUGCUUAAAUUAUUUUAUGGGCUCUUAUUCAUUAUAACCUAAUAUUUAUUUUCUUUUUUUUUUUAAUCUUCCUUUAAUCGGUAUAUGUACGCAAUCUUUGUGCUAUUUUAUGUUUUGUUAACUAAACGUUGGAUUUGAAGUACAACAUAUAAAUGUGGUUUAUCUGAAAUUGUUCUGAUUUCUUCACUCCCAGGGUACAUAUAACCCCUUGAGACAUAGAUGUACCAGAAAGACCUUGGUCACUGUCUGACGUCCCCUAAAUUUUGAUGUCGUUUUCCAUGAUGCCUGAGUGAAAUGAAGGGCUUUUUAUAUGUUGUUUAAAUGUCACAGGUGGCUAAAUUUGGAUUGUGAGUCAGAUAAGAUGACUCAGAUAUUUCUCCAGAGGUACGUCUUGGCACAGUUUGGAUACAAUACACAACUCCCAAAUAAAUGACAGGCUGUUAUAUGUAGCACUCAAAAUUGCGUGAGAUGUCUACACAAUCUCCUCUCAUUUCUAGAUACAAAACCCAUGCACACGCACAUACAUCUAAACCUAUAGGGGUGCCCUGAGUUUAUUCACAACUAGUGUCAUUUAGUGCACAGUAGCUAAACUGGAAAAAUAAGCCAGUCGCAGGUUUGUUACAGGCUAACGUUUUAAUCCAUGUUUUGUAAGCGGGUUAUUAAAUAACCAUGAUUUACUGUUUAUUGAAUAAGCAUCUAAAUACAUGUAACAAUAUUUGAAGAUCUGCUUCUGUGUCUGUCUGCUUCUUCAUUGCCUAAUUAUUCUAAUUAUAUUACACAUACAGAUUGCCCGGGCCUAAUUAUAAGGGAAAAUAUCACUACAGAGAGCAGGGCUGGAGUCUGACCACGUUACACUCAUUAAAAUAUAACUAAAAAUCGAGUUUAAACUGGCUAUAAUCUAAUGACCCAAUGUAUAAUUCUAUACAAUAUUGGAGACUAUAAAUAUGAAAAUAAUUGACAGUAAGUUGCUUCUGUUGAGGGUUGGGGGAGCAUUUAGGGAUAUAUUGAUUAAACAGUAAAUUAUGCUUUUUGUUGUUGUUUUUUUUAUUAAUUAUUACAACGUUAUUUCUUUUUUUCCAUUUCAAAAUCAGUAAUUUUCACCUAAAUAGAAAUGCAAUUCCCUGUUUGUGAAAUAAAAUGUUCUGCCAUCUCUAAGGUGAUUCUGCCUCCAGUUAUAAAAGCACCAAUUUCUAUUGAUUUCUAUUCUAUUGAAAUCGGCAUUUUUAUAGACGGUCACAAAUACGACAACCUCCACACACUUUAGCAAGAUGUAAUGCUUUGUGUCUGGAGUGAUCCUGUAAAUCCUGCAUUUUGCCUUCUUUUUUCACAUGUACAUGUACAAGGCAAAGUAGUCCCAUUAUAUCUUAUAUAUAUAUAUAUUUAGCAUUUUUUUUUAAAUAAACAUUCUGUGUGAAUAAUACAUGCUCCUCCCGCUGUUUGAGAGUCUCCUUCAAUCAACUCUUAAUUCCCUUUAUUUUUUACCAAUAGCUGCAACUCUCUCUUAACUUCUUUUAGCCAUCAAUUCCAAAUUGCUCCCGCUACCUCUUGUCUCAAAUCCCCUCUGUAUCCUUUAGAUCAGUGGUUCCCAACAGUCCAGGGAUUACCAAGUUGUGUCUAAAGAGUUUUUAGAAGAAGGAAAAAAAAACACUUUAGACCCAACUGGGUAAUCCCUAAAUCCUGGACUGGUAGGGGGUACUUGAUGACUGGGUUGGUAACCACUGCUUUAGAUUGUAGGCUCACGGGCUAUCUAGCUAAGCACUUUGUACAAAAGAGGUUCAAUGGUUAGAUCUCAGCUUACGAGCAGGGCCCUCUCUACCUUUUGUAUUUGUCUGUGUAUAUUGUACGUUCUCCCCUAAUUGUACAGCGCUGUAGAAUACGUUGGCGCUUUAUCAGUACCAGUAAUAAAUAAAUAAGAAAACUGAGUUGUGACACAUCUGCUUUAAGUAGCAGAUAGUGGUCAGAGCCAGAUUGUUGCCACUGCUUUAAAUGUAUUGGUCAUUCAUGAGUUAAUGUCAAGAGAUUGACAUAAGCUCCGCAGGAGAACAGAGGUUGUAAGAAGGUGUCUGUUCCUUCCUGAGUCUCACAUCUGCCAGUGUAUAAAUGGUCAUACUCACUGAGACAUGCGCGAGCCAGCAAUCCUUAUCUACAGAGCCAGACAACCUGUUAUACAAUGUAUACUGCGCAGCACAGACUGUCCUAUCACUUGAAUCAAUCAGUAUCCUAUGGCGGAGAUUUAUAAUACUAUUACUAACAGAAAUAUUGAGCAAAAUUCUCAGAGGAGCAAUUGCCAUAGAAACCAUUAGAAUGUUCCUUCUUGACAACUUUACUCCACUUUCAUAGGUCUUCGUCAAUGUACACAGAUGUUUGACUUGUAAUCUAUAGGGAAAAGAAACACAUAAUCUAUAGUUAGCGUGAAUUUCUUGGUUACCCCUCUCCUCCCCCGUAAGGAAAGAUCAAAGUGGAUUUUAAUGUAAAUAAUCUUAUUGGAUAAUCUGUUGUAAUCAUGGAUUGAAACCACGUGGAGUUUCUGUUUUUAAUGUUUUCUGUUUUUUAAUGUUUUUAA